AUGGCGAAUAUUACUGGAGACGCUUUGUUCCGUGCAGUAACGUCCAACGACGAGAAGUUUGCAUCACAGCUAAUACUGGAACUCAAAGCUCACAUAAAGAGAGAUCUUGUUAAUUUGUCUCACGUACCAAAAUAUUUUGAGGCACUAGUGUUGGCAUAUCACAAACCAUCCCUGACUACAAAUUCAUUUUCGACUAUUUGCCAUUUGGUGAAACGUGUGAGUAUUCAAGAUUCAAAGGUGCUAAAACUUGUGGAUUUUCAGGUUGUGCCCUUUCUUAUAGAUCGCCUCAAUGAUGAGAAGCCAUCACUCAAAAACACAGCAAAGAAGGCCAUGUUGACUUACUGGCAAGCUGUGCCGAAUGAAUUUGAAACGAGUCUGAAAUCUUAUGGCCUGCAUCACUUUGAUUUAUCAGUGAGAUACGAAGUGCUAAAAACGCUCUGCGAAGUUGUGGACAACACCCCCGGAUUCAGUUUCAAGAAUUUUCUUCCGGAAACGGUAAUGUUGCUGGAUGAUAAAAGCCACGAGGUUUCCAACGCUGCAUUUGAAUUACUAGUCUUGGUGUUCAAGAUUGUUAACCCUAACAAUAGAACAGCAAAAAGCGACUUGAUUAGUCAACUAGUUAAAUCUAGAGUAUCUCGGUCUCAGUCAAUCAGAGUACUGAACCACAUAGAUGACUGCUUGGUGGCAGAGUACACCAAGCUACUGAAUCAAGCAUCUUUUGUCAGCGCGGGACCUAUAAAAGUUACCACAUCAAUCAUUUCAAACCAAAAAACUAAUACCUCCAGAUCUGACUCCGAAAGUAAAGCUCAUGAUCGACCAAAGUCAAAAAUAGCAGUGAGCAAUCAUUUACUUAGGACUCAUGCUUCCAGCAUGCAACUACGAACAGCAUCAAAUGAGAAUUCACAUAAUGAAGCUUUGAGAGAUGUAUUUGAUAAAAGCGAACAAAGUAUAUUCGAUCCAGAAACUGAGCCAACGAUUUCAGAAUUCCUGAAAGGAGUACCUCUCUAUUCUAUGCAAGACUCAUUAAAACCCAUUAAUUUUAGUGGAGAAGAGCAACUGUCAGAGAAACUCAACUCGUUGAAAGCACCUUUUCAAGGCAAAGAAACCGAAUUCAACUGGACUCUUAGAGAGCAGGCAAUUGUCCAGUUACGAUGUAUCAUAAGAGGCAAUGCAAUUACGGAAUAUCAAGAGCUGACCGCACAAUUCUUGAAAAUGGAGAAAGACUGUAUAUGCAAAGCUGUGUCUUCGCUGCGCACUACCCUUUCAAGCCAUGGAUGUCAGUUAUGCAAAGAACUGGGCAUCCGCUUUGGCUCGUAUCUAGACAACGGGCUAGUGGAUUCACUUGUUGUGUCAUUAAUCAAACUCACGUCAUCUCGCAAGACAAUUUCACAACAGAACGCGAAUGCAGGCGUCAUAGGUCUACUCAUAAACUCUAGCUACAACCAGAGACUAGUAAACCAGAUUACGAUCGCGGCCCAGGAUAAAAAUGCACAACCCAGAGCUUACGCAGGAACGUGGCUUCAUAUUUUACUAGUGAAGUUCAGACAUAACAAAUCUAUUCUCGACAACGCUGGAUUUCUGGAUCCUGUUGAAAGAAUCAUUGCUAAAGGCGUGGGGGAUCCUUCACCAGCGGUUCGAGAUUCAAUGAGAGCUGCUUUCUGGUGUUUGAAUACUAUUUUCCCUUCGAUAUGCACUCGUAUAGUGAAUCGACUAGACAGCAGCACUUUGAGAGCUUUGGAAAAAGCUAAACCAAAGCCAAACCAUCAAGUCUCAAAUCAGAGUUCCAUGCAAAAAGCGAACAAUCGGCCAUCAAUGAAAGAACUUAUCUUGUCAAGACAGAAAGAAGCACUUCACUCAAGCGCGAAGAAAAUAGGAAGUGAAGCAAAGACGGUAGCUCGUAAAAGAAGUUCAGAUAUUAUUGAUGACGGCUUUUCUGAAAAGAGAAAUAACUCUCUAAGUAGGGUUAUUUCAUCUGGAUCUGAUAACCGGGACCAUAUUCAAUACAAUGAGAAAGAAAAUGAAGAUUGUGAAAAGAAAGAGGACCAUACAGGUACAUUCACUCUCAAUAUACCAGUCGAUAAAAUUCGACGGCAUACAGAAAUAUAUGACCUUGACUCUGAAAACGAAAAGAGAGAGCGCCAAAUAUAUGACCUUCUUUCUUCCGACGAGAAAGGCGAUCAAAUUGAGGGAGUCAAGAAACUGAUGAAUGGGGCCGAAACCUAUUCAUUGAGAAAAUUCAGCUAUCUUGCUAACAGAUUAUCGGUCAUAAAUCCGUCCGCAUUUUUUGAUUAUUGUGACCAUCCCGACUCGUUCCACAAACUGUGCUCCAUUUUGGAACCCGAGAACUCACUUCGCAUGAUUUGCUGCUAUAGCGUGAAUCACACACUCUCAAGUGAAAACUUGACGGCCAUGGCAGAAGUAUUGCAAUCAAGUGGAUUGGUCAGCGCACUUAAUGCUGUUCUGGACCUUUGUAUUGAUGCCUCCAGCUGUGAUGAUAUCAACCUGUCGAUGCAAUUCGUGAAGAACAGAGUAAAAUUUCUGGACACUUGCUAUUCAGUGGUUGAUUACUUGUUGAGGCAAAGUCAGGGCAAGCUGUAUUCACAUGAAAUCAAAAUGCUUUUGAGAAGAUUAUUCAAAAGCUGGGAAGUUGUUCAGAUGGAACCGACAAAGCUAGUCUCAGUUUUAGAAACGGCUUUUGAAACCUAUAAAUCUGAUUUUAUCCAAUGCUUCAACGAACAUGAGGACAGAGUUUUGAAAAGAGAAUUGAGAAACAAAAUGGCUUUCGAAUUUCAGAAGAGCGUUGAGUCGCCAUCAUCUUCACUGCACGAGAAUUUCGACUUGGCAGAAAUGGAGGAGGCCAUUGCUGACGGACUCACUAUGGUUGUUGGAAAUAAGUUUGAGCGUUCUAACGAUGUGAAAUCCGACAUGACAAUGAUUAUGCCAAAUUUUAAGAAACAAAUGAACUCCAGAAAUCAGUCAGAACUAGAAAAUCCAUUUGUUGAGAUCAUUAACAAUCAAUCUGUUGAUUUGAGACCUAAUUACGACAUAUCUCAGGUAUUUCAGGACCAAAACGAACUGGUUCGAGAUUCGAAUGGUCCUGAAUCGUUAGAUGAUAAGAUGGAAACCGAUAGAUUGCAAACUAUGUCUGACAACACUCCGGAUCUAAAUCAAUUGACCAUAGCAGAUAACGUGAAGGACAGUUGUGCGGAGGGGAAACAGGGUGAUAUGAAGGCACCUAUUUUACCAUCUAAGGCUUCCGAUGAAAUAACUUCCGCCUUGGUGUCGGCAGAUCCCCUCUCACAAGUGACUGGCUUGGCCAAGGUUGAAAUAUACAACGACAGUAAUCACAUCUUGGGACUAAUGGACUCAUGGACUGAGUUUGAAAUCUACAAAAUCUCUAAGAUAUCCUAUGAUGUCUCAAAAUCGGAAUUACUUUUAGAGAAGCUUUUGAGAAAAUCUAUUACAGACAAAGAGCUUUUUGAGUUGGCAUCUUUGUUAAACCACGAGAAAGUCUAUGAACUCAAAGCUGUGCAGCAGGCAGCUCUGGAUUAUAUUUCUUCUAGUCCUUCUUCCGAUCACAUGUCUGCAUGCCUUUUGAUCCUACGAUUUUGCAUUUUGAACAACAACUGGUUUGAAAUAGGGGAGGUAUUCCAUAAAUUGAUUCGGUUAUACUCUGAGUGCGAUAGCUUGGUCGAUCCCGAUGAAUUAUUAUUUGCUAUUUCCGAAACUUUAGAUCUGAUUCCUUUUUUGGAACUGUAUGUGGAAGCGCUUGAAAACAGGAACUUGAUUAGUGUUGCAAUGCAAGUCCUCUUGCUAGACAAUCUUCGAAAACACAUCUCUCCUGUCGAAUUGAACCAAGAGCUUGUCUUUAGAUUGGACAUGAUUUUUUACAAGUUUCUACACUCACAACAUACAGCAAUUAGGAGAUCAGUUAUAAUGAUUUAUGCCGUUUUUCAGAAUUUGAAAGAUCAAGAGCUCCUGGAUCGGUCGACUGCAGAACUUGUCAAUGAUCUUCUUCUGAAGAAGCUCAAUGAGUCAAAGCUUAAGCUAGUCAAAGAGUAUACAAAUGAAGUUCGAUAG
Messenger RNA from Ogataea haglerorum, 4080 nucleotides. RefSeq lists its product as uncharacterized. The transcript has a single exon. Gene Ontology annotation, molecular function: microtubule binding. Gene Ontology annotation, biological process: mitotic spindle assembly; astral microtubule depolymerization. Bases 1 to 4080 code for a protein of 1359 amino acids. Gene Ontology annotation, cellular component: cytoplasmic microtubule; mitotic spindle midzone; mitotic spindle. NCBI's taxonomy places the organism in Eukaryota, Fungi, Ascomycota, Pichiomycetes, Pichiales, Pichiaceae. The record is from RefSeq and is a predicted model, not a curated record.